Rhipicephalus microplus (southern cattle tick) is the source of this 1366-nucleotide messenger RNA. Its product is annotated as hsp70-binding protein 1. The record is from RefSeq and is a predicted model, not a curated record. Gene Ontology annotation, molecular function: adenyl-nucleotide exchange factor activity. Gene Ontology annotation, cellular component: endoplasmic reticulum. NCBI's taxonomy places the organism in Eukaryota, Metazoa, Arthropoda, Arachnida, Ixodida, Ixodidae.
ACUCCGAGAAUCUCCCAGAAAGCACGCAUGCUGGGGCACGCGUGUAAGCAACGGCUGUCGAGUUGUGAUUGUUCGUAAGCGUUGAUCCCAAUCACGCCCUAACGCUUCGCAGCUGUCCGUACACGGCACGAAUAGGGAAAUAACGAGAUCACCGUGUGUCCGCUACUAAAUUACUGCCGCAAUCAUGAGUGGAGGAGACGACAACGCACGAAACCCAAAGAACCUUCCGGCCCUGCUGAACUUCUGUGUUCGGAACACGGUCGCGGAAGAUGUGCCCAGUUCAUCCACGGCAACGAUGGAUCCCGAGAGGCGGAAAUGGCUGGAGGAGGCAAUGUCCGACAUGACGGUCUCCCCCGUGGAGGAGAUGCAGAAGAACCUGAAUGUGAUAAAGGAGACGCUGAGCCAACACCGAGAGAGUGGACAGGCACCCACCGAAGAGUCCUGCUGCACCCUUGAGUCCGCGCUGGAGAGCAUCACCGAUUACGUCGGUUCCAUUGACUACGCCAAGGAUUUCCAUAAGAUUGGCGGCUUUGACGUACUCGAGGAACUGCUGUGCUUUCCAAACAGUGAAGUCCAGUCGGGUGCCUGCGAGCUGGUUGCAGAGCUGGUGCAAAACAACCCUUACUGCCAGAAACAGGCCGCUCAGUGCCUCAAGUUUCUGCUGCGUCUUGUGGACUCCACUCAAGAAACUCUCCGCCUGAAAGCUCUUUACGCUGUGUCAUGUCUAGUGCGUCACAAUAUCUCUGUGUACUUGGAGUUUGAGAAGUCGGACGGCUUCUCGGCAUUGUUGAGGGCCCUUCAGUCGGACUCACUGAGACUGAAAACCAAGGCUGGUUUCCUGCUUUCAUCUCUGUGCUCCCAGCAGGAGAGAAGCAGAGACACGCUCAUUCGAAUGGGCUUCGUGGAACAGCUGGCCGCGAUGCUUCGCCACGAGCCAGGAGCCCACCGCGAGCACUUGCUCUCCACUCUGGACACACUCGUGAGUGAGUGCCCCAGUGCACGUGAGGAGUGCCGUCGACCUGAGCUCCAACUGGAGGACACGCUCUGCACUGGUCUGGCUUCGAGCCGUGGCCGCGAGGAGCUGCGCGAAGAAUACGACCACAGUGCCCGCAUCCUGGCCAUGUGCUUUGAAGAUAGUGGAGCCGGUAGUGGCCAUGCCGAGAUGGACAGGGCCUUGAUGCUGUUCCAAAAGACGUUGUAAGGUGGUUCCAGGACUUCGACCUCGGUGCGAACCAGGUUCUCAUUCAACGGGCCCAGGAGGCAGAACUGGUCACCCAGUUCUUCCACACUUACCUCGGCCUUGGAACGGAUCACUGUGUAAAUGCCUCCAACUGCACAAGCACAUAAAAAAGCCACUGUUGAAGUA